Messenger RNA from Malus domestica (apple), 1309 nucleotides. RefSeq names its product protein RGF1 INDUCIBLE TRANSCRIPTION FACTOR 1-like. NCBI's taxonomy places the organism in Eukaryota, Viridiplantae, Streptophyta, Magnoliopsida, Rosales, Rosaceae. The record is from RefSeq and is a predicted model, not a curated record.
GUUUUUGAAACCCAACUUGGUAAAAAAAAAAACCUAAACCAAAGGCGCACAAGAUUAAGCCCUCGUUUAAAAGAGGCCUAAUUGGCUAGCUAGCUAUUGCAACAAUAGUAGCUAAACUUAAAGGCCUUCUCCUUCUGUUUCAUACCAUCUCCUUCCCCCUUCUUUAAAAACAAAUUAACACAAUUCGUUCAUAUUCUUUGGAGAGAAACAAAGCUAGAGAGAGAAAGAGGGGAGGGAGGGAGAGAGGGCGAGUUAAGGGAUGGUGAGAGAUGCGUAUGGUGGCCAUGGUGGUGGAAACACUAUUAAGCCUGCAUGGCUUGAGCGUUUAAUGGCCGAGACAUUCUUUGGCGGGUGCGAGGUCCACGACAGCCGCCGGAAGAAUGAGAAGAACGUCUUCUGUCUGCACUGCUGCCUUAGUAUUUGCCCCCACUGCCUCCCUUCUCACCGCCUCCACCCACUCCUGCAGAUUAGACGAUAUGUAUACCAUGAUGUGGUUCGAUUGGGUGAUCUUGAAAAGCUGAUUGACUGUUCCUAUAUCCAGCCCUAUACAAUUAACGGUGCCAAAGUGAUAUUCUUGAAUCAGAGGCCGCAUACACAGUCCAGGACUUGCAAGCAGGGCUCUGCCAAUAUCUGCCUCACUUGUGACAGGAUUCUCCAAGAGCCAUUCCACUUUUGUUCUCUCUCGUGCAAGGUUGACCAUCUGGUGUACCAAGGGCAAGAUUUAUCUGGUGUACUCUACCGAUUUGAUGCGUCCGACUUCACGAUCUCUCAGUUCGAAGGAUUACGCAUGGACGGCUCAGAGAUGACUGAGGAUGAUGGCCACAUAAUGCCUAGCUCCACCAUAGAAGACCCUCUGCAAUACAGAGCUUCGUCAUGCUCCAGCGAAGCCACCAGCGACUCAAUAAUGUCGCGAGAACCGGGGGUUAUCAAGAAGAAGAAGAAAAGCAGCGGAUUCCUCCCGGGGAUUGUCCUCUCCCUUAGCAGCAGGAGAAAGGGUGCUCCUCAGAGAGCUCCUCUUUCUUAGAAUGAGACUUUGGGAAAUAAAUAAAUCGUAGGGUUAAUUAAAAUUAUUGGCAUCAUAUGAAUGUUAGGUACUACUACUAAGGUUGGUCGGGCCAUGCACGGUUAAUAUUUAGAUCAAUUUGUGUCCCGUAUUUGCAUGGGGCAUUUCCAUUACUGACUUUAGGUGGCUGCAGAGAGACUGAACCAUUGAAGGAUUGAGCCUCUCAUGCAUCAUCUCCACCAAUUUUGUAUCUAAGAAAGGUAAUGGCGGUUUGCGAGUGUAUACUAUAUAUUUGUUAUUACGCUA